UCUACCCAGGCUCCAAAUGACAGAUGAAAAGACGUCUUUUCGUGGUCUUUUCACCCACGAAAAGACCACGAAAAGACGUCUUAAUAACACCUCAUCGGACCAACUGUCAUGGCGUGGUAAUGUAUACAUCUUGGUCUUAAUGUAUACAACUUGGUUGGUAAAGAAAAUAAAAACGUGCCGUUUUCAAGCAAGUAAAAACGAAAAAAAAUCUUGUUUUUUUCUUAUAGCUGUCAUUUAUUUAAAAUUCAUACUUAUUCAUUCAUAUGCCAUAGCUGUGUGUAGUACCCCCCCUUUACCGGUGGCUAUCCUAUCUUUUUCUGUGUUAUCAAUUAUAUAGGGUUAUAAGUUGAUUUGAACUUGUGCUUACCGAGUUGCUUGUUCUCCAUCUGAUCCGUGUGAGCUAUUGCGGUUGUGUUGUGUCGAGACGUAAACAUCCAAUAAGAGAAGCAACCAAGCAACAUGGAAAACACACCACGCAAGAUUGUGGUGCUCAAUAUGAGAGACGGAAAAUAUGUUUUAUCCGAGAAGCCGCAGCCUACAGCUUCCUCAUCACAACCAACACUACAUCCAGAUUUUAUAAAACAACUACCGACGGCAAAAAAUACAUCAAAGAACAUCCAACCUGCAACAAACAUCGUUCACCGCAGUGUUUCCGCAGCUUCCUCAUCACAACCAACACUACAUCCAGAUUUUAUAAAACAACUACCGACGGCAAAAAAUACAUCAAAGAACAUCCAACCUGCAACAAACAUCGUUCACCGCAGUGUUUCCGCAGGUUUGUAUGGUUUUCUCGGCAUGCGUUUAAAAGAUUGGGAGCAGUAUUAA
Molecule: messenger RNA, 825 nt
Organism: Anopheles stephensi (Asian malaria mosquito)
Lineage: Eukaryota; Metazoa; Arthropoda; Insecta; Diptera; Culicidae
Exons: 4
Coding region: 460-825 (121 amino acids)
Source: RefSeq, a predicted model, not a curated record